Anoplopoma fimbria (sablefish) is the source of this 2562-nucleotide messenger RNA. RefSeq names its product monocyte to macrophage differentiation-associated (gene mmd). Bases 418 to 1137 code for a protein of 239 amino acids. Gene Ontology annotation, cellular component: membrane. The record is from RefSeq and is a predicted model, not a curated record. NCBI's taxonomy places the organism in Eukaryota, Metazoa, Chordata, Actinopteri, Perciformes, Anoplopomatidae. Gene Ontology annotation, molecular function: pore-forming activity. The transcript has 7 exons.
CCGUGUUUGAGCGGUGCUCGCUGGGGGAUCUUUUUCGGUUUGUCCCGGCAGCUCGCUGGUGCUCAUGGAUGUUUCGACCUUGAAGAAGAGACAGUGAGCCAGUAUUUGUAACAGGAUGGUAUUAAGAAAAAGACUAAAAUGGUGCCUUUGUAGUUGGAGCGCUGCCGCUGUAGCUGUGGAGAAAGUUAGCCAAUGAUUAGCAUCCCGUUAGCUCAGGAGCUAAUGAUUAGCAUCCCGUUAGCUGAACGAGCUAAUGAUUAGCAUCCCGUUAGCUUAGGAGCUAAUGCUAGGCCGAGAGCUUCCUUGGGGUCGUCAGGGUGGUUUAUUGUUUUCUUCUUCUCUGUUUUAAAGCAGACAUUAGUAGAUAUUUUUUAUUUUUUUUUGUCUUUUGCUCACUUUGGUGAAUAAGGCUCUGAGAUGAAGAGAGUGAACAGCUUUCAGAGGUUCAUGAACAGAAAGGCCUCUGCGAACUGCCGCUAUCAGCCCACCUGCUAUGAGCAUGCUGCAAACUGCUACACCCAUGCAUUCCUCAUCAUGCCGGCCUUCGUGGGCAUGGCGUUGCUGCAUCGUCUGUCGGACAACGGCUGGGAGAAGAUCACUGCCUGGGUGUACGGCAUGGGCCUGUGCGCCCUCUUCCUCGUCUCCACUGUGUUUCAUAUCAUCACCUGGAAGAAGAGCCACAUGAGGUCCAUGGAACAAUGUUUCCACAUGUGUGACAGAGUGGUCAUCUAUUUCUUCAUCGCUGCCUCCUACACACCUUGGUUGAACCUGCGUGAACUGGGCCCUCUAGCAGCACACAUGCGCUGGUUUGUGUGGCUCAUGGCUGCUGCUGGAACCAUUUAUGUCUUCAACUAUCAUGAAAAGUAUAAAGUUGUUGAGCUGGCCUUCUACUUGAUGAUGGGAUUUUUCCCUGCGUCGGUCGUGACAUCAAUGAGCAACACGGAGGGCCUUCAGGAGCUGGCCUGCGGCGGACUCAUCUACUGCCUCGGCGUGUUCUUCUUCAAGAGCGACGGCGUCAUCCCCUUCGCACACGCCAUCUGGCACGUGUUCGUGGCGCUGGCGGCGGCCGUGCACUACUACGCCAUCUGGAAAUACCUCUACAAGACCCCCACCGCGGACGCCCUCCUCCAGUCGUGACCGUAGGCGAGGUGGAGUAGGGGGGGGCUCGAGGUCGCCCGCACACACCGACUCCCUCAACUGCCCGCUGGAGCCGCAGCGACAGCCGUAACGUUUACUCAAAUAAUGACCGUGAAUUGUUUACUGUUUUCUAACAGAUCUCUCAGCGUCUCCAUGACGAACAAAAAAAAAAAAGCUUCUUUCAAAAGCCGUUUUGUACAACUUCAGUCUAAAACAAAACUUGACAGUGAGGGAGAUUUUGACUUUUUACAAUGAAUCCUGGCACAUUCAGUAUUUGGAUAUUUGAUAGGAAGUCUUUUUGUAUCGUUUUGAAGGGAGACACAUUCCAUGUUUGGGUGAUUAUUGUCAAAAAUGUGGGGAUUCAUCCAUUUUGAACACUGGGGAUAUCGAGUGAGGUGCUAAGAGUCUGACCUGAUUUUCUUUUUCUUUUUUAGACUUUGCUUUUGAGAAGUAUAAACAAAAAAACUGCUUUUUUCUCCAAUUAAUAAUAAAAGUAAACCAAAGAUCUUAAAUUUAAUUUGAACAGACGUACAAAAACUUUAGAGAUAAAUAGAAAUAAAUCAGUCGAUUAUGAAUCUGACCAGAUAUAUCGUUUUAAAAAGUGUUCAGACAGAUUUGAAGUUAUUUUCAUGGAGGAAGGAAAGAAAUGACGAGAAAAAGCUCUCCGUGUUAUUUAGUUUUUCCAUUUAUUUUUGUAAUUUUCUUUUUACAGUGAUGAUGUCGUCAACCCAUAUGAUCCACACACUCUUUUCGACCAAUGUUUUGUUUUUGUGUCCAAAUGCAGUCCUCUGUAGUCAGGGAUCCACAGUGUCUCCUCUUUAAGUGAUUUAGCGCCCCCUGCUGGUGGGGCCAGGCGGUAACAAACCGCAUUUUAGGGCGAGCUGGGAUUUUAUUAAAUGAGCCAAACGAUGAGAGAAAAUCUGUUUCAGGUAAUGCGAGGAGUACUUUCUCAUUAAUGUGAACAGCAGAGUGUGCAUGCUCGACCUUUGUACUGUAGUCAAGUGUUUCAUUUCCACUGAUUCUCCUCGAGGACCAACGGUUUUCCUCUCUGGAUUCUGAAGCGGGAGUUUGAUCGCUGCAGAAAAUCUCAUCUUUUGUGUACAUUUGCUUAACGGCUCCAGAUUCCUAGCGCGUGAUGCUUUUUCCUCUUAGUGGAGCUGAAUGAUUGCAUAUUUUCUUAAUUGUGGCUCUUGGUUAAUAACCACUGUAUUUUGUAAUGUUUGUAUAUUCUGUUUGUUCGUUCCAUUGAUUACAUGAUCCUGGCCUUCUGCAGGAGGGGAAAAAACAAAAAAAAACUGCUGCUUUUUUUUGUCUGUUCCAUUGGGUGUUAAUGGUGCUGCUGCAUAUAAACAUGAAUGCCCCUCCGCUAUACUGAGUACCACCUUUCUAAUGUGACAAUAAAAAAUGCUAAUGCCCGGAGCUUCA